Molecule: messenger RNA, 531 nt
Organism: Oxyura jamaicensis (ruddy duck)
Lineage: Eukaryota; Metazoa; Chordata; Aves; Anseriformes; Anatidae
Product: UV excision repair protein RAD23 homolog A-like
Exons: 4
Coding region: 161-514 (117 amino acids)
Biological process (GO): nucleotide-excision repair; proteasome-mediated ubiquitin-dependent protein catabolic process
Cellular component (GO): cytosol; nucleoplasm
Molecular function (GO): ubiquitin binding; damaged DNA binding; proteasome binding
Source: RefSeq, a predicted model, not a curated record
CCCCGAAUCCCCCUCACCCCCUGUGCCCCCCCCCCAGGGCAUCCCUGGGAGCCCUGAGCCCGAGCGGCCGCCGGUGCAGGAGAGCCGCCCCCCGGAGCAGCCCCCGCCUGAAGGGGAGAACCCGCUGGAGUUCCUGCGGGAGCAGCCGCAGUUCCAGAACAUGCGGCAGGUGAUCCAGCAGAACCCCGCGCUGCUCCCCGCACUGCUCCAGCAGCUGGGCCAGGAGAACCCGCAGCUGCUGCAGCAAAUCAGCCAGCACCAGGAGCAGUUCAUCCAGAUGCUGAACGAGCCGCUGGGGGAGCUGGGCGACCUCGAGGGUGAGAUGGGCGCCAUCGGGGACGAGUCCCCGCAGAUGAACUACAUCCAAGUGACGCCUCAGGAAAAAGAAGCCAUAGAGAGGUUGAAGGCGCUGGGCUUCCCCGAGAGCCUGGUGAUCCAGGCCUACUUCGCCUGCGAGAAGAACGAGAACCUGGCGGCCAACUUCCUGCUCAGCCAGAACUUCGACGACGACUGAGACGGACACGGGGGGCC